Lodderomyces oxycetoniae is the source of this 1656-nucleotide messenger RNA. Its product is annotated as flavin-containing monooxygenase. The coding region runs from base 1 to 1656 and encodes 551 amino acids. The record is from RefSeq and is a predicted model, not a curated record. NCBI's taxonomy places the organism in Eukaryota, Fungi, Ascomycota, Pichiomycetes, Serinales, Debaryomycetaceae. The transcript has a single exon. Gene Ontology annotation, molecular function: flavin adenine dinucleotide binding; NADP binding; N,N-dimethylaniline monooxygenase activity.
AUGUCUACAGUCACGUUAACAAAGGAGUCGCAUAAGACACCAUCAUCGUUCAGAGUCAAGUAUAAGGACUGCAAGGACAUUUUAGGAGAUAAUGAAGUAUCCAAAAAGAAUAUAAAUAACAAGUUGCCUACGCUUUACUCUGCUUCGAAGGUGGCUAUUAUUGGAGCCGGAUUUGGUGGAAUUGGAACUGCAAUCAAGACUAUGAAGGAGUUGCAUGAAGAAGAUUUCACUAUAUUUGAUAGACUCGAUAAUUUUGGAGGCACUUGGUAUGCCAACACGUAUCCCGGAUGUGCUUCAGAUAUCCCAGCAUUGUGGUACUCCUAUUCCUUUGCUUUAGCAACUAACUGGAGCAAAGUACAACCUUUUCAAUACGAAAUGGAGGAAUAUAUUUUGAGAGUUGCUGAAGAAUUCAACUUGAGACCAAAGACUAGGUUUCAAACAUAUAUCGACAAGUGUGUAUUUGAUGAGGAUUCAGGGGAGUGGACCUUGUAUGCGCACGACACGAAAUCAGGUCAAAAGGUUGAACACAAGGCCAAGGUCUUGGUUGGAUGCACUGGUGGGUUAGUGUAUCCAAAUCAAUUGCGAUCUGAAGGAAUGGAGAAAUUUAAGGGGGUUUAUAUGCAUUCGGCGGUAUGGGACCAUUCGGUUGAUUUUAAGGGUAAGAAUGUUGUUGUUGUUGGAAACGGAUGUUCUGCGAACCAAGUCGUUCCUGCUUUGUUGAAUAAUCCUCAGUAUAAUGUUGGAUCAAUAACUCAAAUUUCGAAAUCAAAGCAUUAUAUUAUGCCACCUGUUCCAUCAUUUUUGCAGUGGCUUUACCGUUUGUUGAGCUUUAACUAUUAUGGUUUGUUAUUGGUUCGUUGGCUCACGAUAGCACUUGCUGAGGCACGAGUUCCACUCUACAAGGGAAACGGGUUGUUGUCAAGAUUUGUGCGUUGGGUUAAUAGCUCGAUUUCAAACAGGUAUGUGAAGAAAUACGCGCCUGCAAAGUAUCACGAUUUGCUUAUUCCCCAUUACAAGAUUGGUUGCAAAAGAUUGAUUUUUGACUACAACUAUGUGCCCUCUUUACAUGACCCGAGAAUAGAGAUUACCAAUGAAAACAUUAAAAGAGUUGUUGAAGAUGGUAUUAUUUUGACCAAUGAUAAGUUUGUGCCUGCGGAUAUAAUUGUUGCUUGUACUGGUUACAACCUUGCCAAGUCUUUUAAGUUACCAAUCCUGACUACUAAAGGUGUAUCACUUAAUAAGUUUUGGGAUACCGAAGGUCCAAGUGCUUAUUGUACUAUAUUGCCUAAACAAAUUCCCAAUUUGUUUUUGAUUGGUGGUCCCAACUCGGCAACAGGCCAUUCAUCAGUGGUGAUGGCUAUUGAAAAUGGUAUUGAUUACUACUUGAAAGUUGCUAAACCGGUUUUGCAAGGUAAAAAGAAGUCAGUUGUGGUUAAAACCGAGGCAUAUGACAAUUGGUUCAAGACAAUACAGGAAGAAUUGCGAAAGAGUGUGUUUGGUACCCCAUUUGGUGGCUGCAUUUCUUGGUACAGUAAUGGAGAAGUUAACAGUACUGCAUAUGCCUGGAGUCAAAUUAGUUAUUGGUACAUUACCCAUUUUCCAAACUACAAAGACUUGAUAUAUACACCAGCAGCGGAUACCAAGAAGAAGGCAUAA